AUGUCUUGGAUCAAGUUGAAAAAUGUUUCCAUAGGAGUGUUUAGAACAUAUUUGAAUUGUUUCAGUAGAAGCCAAAAAUUGCUCGUCUUUCAUUUCUCAAAUAUAGCGUUUCAAUUGAACAUUGAUGAUAUAAAGAAACUGAAUUUAAAGGAUGAAAAAGCAACAAAAGGGCUGUUUCCAAAGAUUCUGAAGCAUGGAUUUAUAAGAUUGCUAUUGAACUAUUUCCCUGGUUUCACAAUAUACUUGCGAGAUAUUGAAAUAACAAUAACUUCAAAAUUCUGCAAUGAUAUAUUGCGUAUUAAGCUAGAACAAGUCAAGAUAAACACAGAAUUUCACAAAAAUCGCGGCACGCUUGGAGAUUCAGGUUGGUUGAUCCAUCAUUAUUUUUUGAUAUCUAACUUGCAAGUGAAAUCUUCUAAGCCAAACUCUGAGACUGUGGACUUGUUUAAAAAUUUUGUUAUUAACUUGGAUUACUUUUAUUCCCAAAAAGAUCUCAAAAUAUCCAACAUUAAUGCAAAUUUUGCCAAUCAAAGUUUAGAGUUACCCAUUUAUACAUUUUUGGCAUUAAUCAUUGACUUUAUCCCUAAAAGUAAUAUUCAAUCAGAUUCACCUAUGCUUUUCCUGCAUCCAAGUUAUGAAUCUGUGACAGAAAAGGGAAAACAAGCUGACUUCAUGAUAUCGGACAAAUUGAACGACUUCAUCGACCAUUUGACCCACAAAUUACAAGCUAUUACUGAUUCAUGUGAUUUAUUCAAUGAAUUGAAUAUUACGCUAUCAAAUAUUUGCAUUGACCAGUUCUAUUUGUUUUUUUUAUUCCUUGAAAAAAAACAUUACUCCAAGGUGUUCAAGAUGCUUGAUGACGAUGACAUGUGCCUUUUAACGCAAAUUUAUUUUCAAUUAAGGCUUCAAAAAUUCACAAUAGGCUUCAACAAACUAAGCAAAGAAUCACCUGGCUAUGAACUAUCUUUUGCUAUCAAUGAUUCACCUGUACAAUUUAUUUCUUCAUUGAUGAAACUUCAGCUAAUAAUGUUUUACAAAUUUAACGGCGAUGAAAAAAGAUUAGAACUAUUUCAAGUGCCAAAUAUCAACUUCUCAGUCCAAACAAAUGCAGCUAUUCAAACUUUGAAGGUAUUAUUGAAGAGUAAGAAAAUGACAUCAGCAGUAGUCAAAGCAUCUAGUCAUGCUUCUUCUCCAACAUUUGAAUUGAACUCCUUUUAUUUGGGUGUAUUAUUGAGAAAUACAAAACAAAUUAAAUGUAUUUGUGAGAGCUUCAUAAAUUCUAAGGAACAAAAAAAAGCCCCAAUAUCGAAAAAUGAUAGCAUAAUUAAAUAUUUUUACUCCUCAAUAUCCAAGUUUUUACCGCAAAUUUUCUUUAAGGUGACUAUUGAAGACACAAUUCUUCUUGUGAAAUUUAUUGAUAGCGAAAACGGCAUCAUGAGGACGGUAUCACUAAAUAUGAAUUUCAUCAGCUUUGAGAUCAAUAGCAAAAAAAAAUCAUUCCAUCAUAACAGUCAAAUCAUCCAAAGCUCAUUAUUUAGCAAGUUUGAAAUUUCUGGAAUUAGAGUCUCUUAUCAACAAAGAUGUGUUAGAACUGAUGAUGAAGAUUUGGUUGUCGUACUUGAUGCUACAGAUGAUGAAAUGGAUUCCAAUUUUGAUUUUGUUAACCUUAGUGAGGAAAUUGGAUUGGUGGAAUAUUUAGUGCUCAAAGUUUCCCUUGAGGAUUUGAAAAAUAUGAAAUUAUCCACAUUUUGCUCAAUUGAGACAAUUUUCAUUGACUUAUCAAAUAUGGUGGUGCUUAAAGGCCUAUCAGAAAUUUUAAAUAAUAUGCAUGCCACACAUAAUCAUUAUAACCAUUUUAAUAAAGAAAUGCUCGCCAAAUAUACCCGAUUAUGUGUGCAGUUAGGCAAUAGGGGCUUUUUCGCGUCUUUGAGAGACGAUGAAUUUCCAAAGCAGAAAGAAUUAUCCAAAUCUUAUUUUUUUCAGCCACUACCUGAAUACUUGAAAGAAAUAAAAAUUUUAGUUACGGACUGUAAUUGCAUUCUUGGGUCUCGUUCAGUUUUGAUACCAAAAGAGGUCAUUAAUGAACUUAAAUUCGUCUCUGAGAAUGAGACCAUCAAAAAUUCUUUGAGAAAAAUUGUUUUUGAAUUAGAUUCUUGGUCGUUGUCACUUGUGAAUGCCCCUAAAGUUGCUGGUGAUGAGCGGAGACCUCUGCGCUCAACAUCAGACACCCUAAACUCGUCUUCCGUUGAAAUGUCAAGUAUUCUAGGGCAACAUGAAUCUGAUUCAGAUGAUGAAAAUUUGUCCGCUAAAACUGGUUCUGUUGACAACUAUUGGAAUAUGCAAAUGAAAGCGCAGAAUAUUGGCGUUGAUAUAAUUUGUUGUGAUCCUAGAAAUUUUCAAAGGAAUCGCGACAAAACUGCAGAGGAUAAGUCUUCAAUGAAUAAGAAAAAUUACAAUUUGAUGAAUAUUCGCUGCUUAAAAAUUCCAAAGGUAAAAGGCAUCCUUUCUUCAGUUUGCAACGUGUCAGAGGUAUCAACCAAUGAUUACUUGAAAUUGGUGGUUGAAAUCGAAGAGAUUGAUUUUAUUUUUUCAGGAUUUAGUCAUUUCAUUUUUAUAUCAUCCAUUUCCCUUGUCAGAAAUACUAUAUUUUCUUAUUUGAAUCACUUUCCAAAACCAAAGAAAGUUCAAAAAUCAUCCUUCGUUUCGAAACUUUCUGAUUUGUUGGUAACUGAAAUUAAUGUCAAAACUUUUGAUAUGAUCAUUCAUUUUCCUUUAGAUCUAAAGAUGAAAAUUCAAUCAUUAGAUACCCUCAUCAAGUUCGAUUCACGGUUCAAAGAAAGUAAUAUCACUGCAAGCAUUUUUAGGAUUUGCGUACAAUCACCAACCAUUAGAAAUUAUUGGGAGAGGCUAUUGAUUAUAAACGCAUUCGACUGUGAUUUGGAUUUGAAAAACUUGAAAGAAUUCAAUAGAUUAAGAGUUGAGGGAGAAAGUAAUCUUGGAAUGAAUGAAUUAUUGGUCGGUGCAGUCAAUUUUUUAUCUGCAAGACUAACUAUUCCAUUCAACUUCAUCAUUCAUAGAAUAUUCGAUAAUUUUGGAAUUCUCAAAAAGAUUGUGAAACAGUUGAAUUACUCGUUUAAAAAGAAUUCGCCAGAGAAUAUUCUUAAUCCAGAAUUUUGUACUCCUCUGGUACUUCCAAAGAUAAAAAUAAGCACUCAAAAGUUUUUAAUGAAUAUGGAUGAUGAUCCAUUUGAGAGUCAGUUGGCUUAUAUUUGUCAGAUCGGGCUCUCCGAGCAGCGCGAACGGAUGUCCAAACUUGAAUAUUUUGUUCAAAAUGUGAAAGCAAGAAAAUUUAUUAAUAAAGAAUAUACCAUCAAAAAAACCUCUUGCUUUGGAUUGGAAGUUUCCGAUUCUGAGAAUAUUUUCGGUUAUGAUAGUGGGAAACUCUGGAGAAAAUCAAAAUGCGACGACAGUAAACAAGUUUCUUACCAUGAUCAACAUUUGAAAGAAACUUUUUCCAAACUUGAAAUUCUUCAACGGAAUUUUUCUAAAUCGUGGGUUAACAGAGUGCAAACCUAUCGCCAGAAGUUCAAUAAAGAAAUAAGGAAAAAUUCUGAAUAUUUAUGGAGGCUUGUUACUUCAGAAAGCCUUUCAAAGAAGUUCAAUAAGAGAAUUUGGGAAGGCUUUUUCUUAGGCCCUCCAUUAAUGAGUGUUAUUGUGGAAGACGUUGAUUUGACUUUAUCCUCAGUUGACUUUGAUAUGCUGGAGCUUCCCCAGUAUUUGUACGGUGUUGGAAAAGGUAUUCCUCUUGAUCUGCAAUAUCAAAUGAUGAUACCUUUGCAUAUUGACUUCAAAUUUGGUGAGUUUAGAUCUCAUCUACGUGAUUAUCCUUUACCCUUUGUGUACAUUCCUUUUUCUAAGGAAGGAAUAUCACACAGAAUUACUGGUAAUGUCGUAAUUCUGGAAGAAUUUGUACACCAGAAAGAAAAUAUUAAUAUGGUAUUUGCUCCAUUAGUGCCUUCUUGUGAAAAGGCGGAUAGUGAUCCUUAUUAUUCCCUAAGUAUUCCAAAAACUCUCGCUUCAGUGAAAACUUUUAUGAAUUUAAACAUUGAGGUUAACUCCCAUAAAUCCACCAGGUUCACUUGGGGUUCAUCCUAUCAGCCAGCGAUCCAACAAGUUAUGUUGAAUUUUGAUGGUUUCACUAAACCUCCACUCGACCCCUCUGAUAAGGUUGGUUUUUGGGACAAAUUGAGAGCUAACAUUCACGGAAGAGUUAAUUUUAAAUUAAAUGCUUUGGAUAUUGUGUUCAAGGGUUCAAGGGACCCUUACAAGAUGUUGAAUCCUGAUGCAGGCUUCAUGUUAUCUUUCUCGGACAAUGUUGUCCUUGAUGUUAAUAAGGAUGAUAACCCAAAAGAGUUUAUUGUGGUUACGUCUAAUAAGAUCAGAUGGGUCGCCCCAAAUCUUAUUUCUGAGCCCUUGUUAAUCUGGUCAAGGAGCUCUAAGGACUCUGUUUUCUUACCUGCAUCAAGGGAUUUAAACAUCAAUAACUUGUCAGGCUUCUAUUUAUCAGAUGAUGGUACAACAGAAUUUGGCUCCAAUAUUAAUGACGUUAUUCAAGAAUUUUAUGAAAAGAUUGUCAUCAAUUUAUCUGCGGACCUGACAAAUCCUGUAAUGUUCAAAUGUGGGGUGAUGUUUGAACGCAAUACAUAUGAUGGACUGGGUAGAACGGAUCAAUUCGUUCCACAUUAUACAGUUCAACUCAAAAAUCCAAAAUUUGUCAAAGAUCCCAAUUAUGAUGCCUAUAAAGGAUUCAGAAGCCAUUAUAUCCACAUGGCUUUGUCAUUAACAUCGCUUGAUGGUCAGGGAAAGUGCUAUAAUAGUGUCCAUUUAUCUCCAAACGUAUUUUCUAGUUUCUUCAAAUGGUGGAAAUUAUUUAGUGGGAACAUGUCUUUACCUGUUCGUCAUGGUAAAAUUUUCGGUCCUACGAAGGCCUCAAAGAAAUUCAGUGUUUAUUUGUCCACAAUCAAGUAUCAAUUCUUAUUAUCCCCAGUUUAUGCUUGUCAUGUAUAUAGUGAUGAGUUGAACAACAACAAUGUGCAUGAUGGGGACUUAGAUUCAUCCCAGUCUGUUGGGUUGAAAGGUAAGUUUGAUACUUUGAAAAUAGACUUACAUCAACGAAAACAGCAAACCGUGAUUCAUAGAGAAAUUUUGAAUACCACCAAGAAAACUAUGAAGAUGAAGUUCAAUAUUGGAGAAAUUGAUCUUGAAGGUGUGGAUGUCAGAAUCGUUAAUGCCAUAUUUAGUUCAAAAGAGCAUACUGAUAACAAGGACAAAGUUAACAUGAAAACUUUUGAUGAUGAUUCCUCCUGGUUUGAUUUAAAUGAUUUCGAGGAAUUAGGGUUUCCCAGUAUAAAGGGUUUGAAUCCUUCAAUUAGAGUCUCGCCUUUGAUGUUUGCUCCAAGAAUGAUGUAUUUCAGGCAACUCAAAGAAUCUGAGUGCGAGAGUGAAGUUCCGUUUGGUAACGAGCCAUCUCAUGAUUGUGUAUUAUCUAAAAAGAACUCUUCCAUUGAAGCCCAAAUUGAGUUAACAAAGACAAGAAUUGAGGAGCUAAAGAAACAAUCGCUCAAUAAUCAUAAAGAUGGUCAUAACCUUGAGAAUAUAUUAGAAGAAGUUGCAAAAAACUAUGAAGUUUUGCUCUCAAUCAAAAAUGGCACAGAUGAUUCAUCAACUUCUGAAGCUAUUAGGAAAAUUGUGAUGUUGCAAAAUACUGGAGAUGAGGUCGCCUUUAAUAACAGAUUCAUUAUCCAUAACAUGUUGUUGAAAUGGAAUUGUAAUAAUAGGGACUUUUUGUACAAGUACUUCCACUGGUUGAAAUAUCAUAAGGCUAUUUCUCAUUACAUGACAAAUGAUGCAAUUUCUAGCAUGAGUGAAAUUAUUGAUAAUAAACUUUUUGAUCCUUCUGCUGCGUCAUUGGCAUCACUGAAAUCUUUUGGUUUCAAAAACACCUUGACCAAACAAGUAUCUACUGAUAUUGGGUAUUGUGAGAAAAGUUUGGGAUCAUUUGAUGAAGAUAUUAGAUAUGUCAGUUCGUCAAACUUAUUUUACAAUGACGAUUAUCUCAUCAAAUUGGUAUCUCCUCAAAUUCAAUUGAUUGAUGAAGAUUCCAAUGACGCAUGUAUGUUAGUUGUGGCACCAAGUAUAGAAAUGAAGGUUAUUUCCAUCAACCAAAAAAGAUUGAAAUCAGCAGGUGAUGAUUCGGAGACUUUGGAAUAUUCUGAUGUUGUGGAAACAAGAAUUGGGUCUUUGAUUCACGAAGCUAAUAUUUUCGCAUUUUAUAAAGAGGAUGUGGUUGAAAAUUCAAGUUUAUACUUUUCUACGAACAGUUAUGGAACAAAGAACUCUAACUGGCCUCCAUGGCUAGGAGUUGAAUUAUGUACUAAUGGGACAAUCUUGAAAGACAAUAUGAUGCUUGAAAAAACUUCAAUGAUGUUGAGAUAUGAUACUAUAGGUAAUACUUUAAAAGCUGAAAGUGAAGAAGAUCCCGAGAAAAGAAGAAAUAGCAUAACUUUCAACGUUCCACAGGUUAUUAUUAAUUGUGACUCGCGUCAAUACACCACGAUGUAUUCUUUAGUCUGGGAUUUGUUAAUUUACAGUGAACCAAGCCUCAAGGAGAUGUCUAGUAAACUAGAAAAGUUAGCCAUGAAAAUUUCACUCGACAAUGCUUCAGACUUGCUAAAAAAGGUAAGACAAAUUCAAAAGGAUAUCAAUAUUCUUGAUAAUUUGGAGAAAUCCUUUACUACUAGAUCCAACUUAUUGAAUAACGAGGAGAAAAAACAACUAUCACUUGUCAAAUCGGAGAAAUCAGAAUUGCUUGAAGAUUUAUAUACUUCGAUGCAAACUAUUGCUUUAGGAGGGUCGCAAAACAAGAAUAUUGGCGACCAGGUUGAAUGGUCUAUAAGAGCGGACUCUAUUAUUUGUCAUAUGUUGUUAGCUAAAAGAAAGCCAUUUAUUGACGUUGCCUUAUCCAAUUCAAGGUUUAAGAGGAGAGAAAAUAGUGACAUGUCAAAUGAAAACAUUUUGCAAAUAGGAAUGAUUCAAGGAUUCAAUUUGGCAGCUGAUACUUAUUAUCAGGAAAUGUUGACUCCAUUUUAUGAAGCAAGUACUGCAGCACCCAAAGAAUCUGUACAGAAGCCAGAAGAUUUAAUCACCAUAAAAUGGUCGAUGAGGAAGCCUGUUGGCGGUAUCAAAAUAUUGAAGUAUUUUUAUAUUUUUUUGCAACCGAUUAAAUUACAACUAGAUCAGGAAACUGGAUCACAAAUCUUGGAAUAUAUUUUUCAGAAUGAGAAAUUAAAGUGGGAUACUAAUAAGAAGUCCCCAAUAAAAAGGAACCCGGGAAAAGGUGACGAGGCUAGUACUGAAGUUGAUUUUGAUGAUUUUUCUCUGGACAGUGAAGAGAGUCUUUCAGAUGAACUUAAAGUAAACAAAAGAUCUAAGAAAUCAAGUUUCAGCUCCUUGAGAACAAAAAAUGAUGGUAAUAAUCAAAAUCUCUUGAACCCCUUCCAAAAAACCUACCGAAACACCAGUCAGGGCUCGUUGAAUCUUUCGAAUUAUGAGAGAAGUAUUAAUUCUAACAUUGAUCGUGAGGAUAAAGAUGUUGAUGAGAUGAUGGAAAGAGCAGGUAACAACAUGAAUAUUGAGUCUUUCAAACUUGAUUCUUGUGUAUUAUGUAUUUCUUACAAAGGUGAAGGAAAGCAGAAGAUUGUAUCGGUGAACAAUUUCGUAAUAAAGUUACCAAAUGUCAUCAUCCAGCAGAGGAUUUUAUCAUUGUUUGAAAUCUCAAUGUUUCUAAAAAAAGUGGUUAUCAAGUCAUUGUUACAACACUCUGGAAAAUUGAUUAAAAAUAAGUUGAAAUAUAACCACAUGGAAAAAAUCAAACAGCCAUUGAUGCAAUUAACACAAUACAACAGGUUUGUUAGUAUCCAAGAAUUGAAGGGAGAGAGAGUAGGAGUGGAGAACGAAAGAAAAGAUGGUGAAGAAGCGAAGGAAAACGGAGAGGUAAACAGGUAG
Molecule: messenger RNA, 8064 nt
Organism: Saccharomycopsis crataegensis
Lineage: Eukaryota; Fungi; Ascomycota; Saccharomycetes; Ascoideales; Saccharomycopsidaceae
Gene: FMP27
Product: Fmp27p
Exons: 1
Coding region: 1-8064 (2687 amino acids)
Source: RefSeq, a predicted model, not a curated record